AAGGCAUUUCACACUGGAUUGUUUUGUGAACAUUGGCCGCUAUGCAGCUGAUCUAACCGACAGACUUGCUGAAGCCCGACGCCUUUCGAACGUUACUUGGUCGUGUGGAAGUCAGAAGAGAAAGCACAACAUCACACGACGCCCCCACUGUGGAUUGUUAUGAUGACCUGGUGGUGAUAAGAAUAGACGUUUUAUUUCAUCAUGGAAACAACAAGGAACAAGGAAGUUGGCUGUUUACGGACAAGAGAUUCACCUAGCGGGGCAGUCCGAGGGCGAGGCCUUCACAGGGCGCCAAAUAAAAACAGGCGCACCACGAGGCAGCAUUGUCACCAUUUUGAGAUUUCUGACAGAGAUGCAUCCUUCUGUUCUGCUCAUGCUGGGCAUCUGCCUGGUUCCUGCACACUUGAAACCAGCAGAACAUCUCGAUAGCUCUUUCCUUCAAUGGUGCUUUGAGGAAGCCAGACAGAUUGUUGAUGAUGCCUACACAUACUCCAGAGCAGAGAGUCUGAGGAGGGUGCGGAAGGACGUGGUGAGUCCUCACGAUGCUCUGCGCCUGCUGAAGCAGCCUCGAGGAGAAACGCGCUCCUUUGUGAGGGCCGCCGACUACAUGCAGCAGACUCUGCGCCUUGUGCAGGAGAGGAUGCACCGCGUCCACAAGCGCUCCCUCAAUGCAACUGAUUUGCUGUCUGCGGAGGAUCUGGAGAGAUUAAGCAUGAUAACAGGAUGUGCAGCUCAAGUCAGGCCUCCGCCGUGUAGUAGUACGCAAAACCUUAACACCUAUCGCACAGCCACAAGCAUCUGCAACAACCGAAAUAAACCCCGACUGGGAGCUUCUAACACCCCGUUUGCCCGCUGGCUGCCUGCGGAAUAUGACGACGGCAUCUCGCUCCAAAAAGGGGGACAACCCAACCGGACCUUCAACAACUUCAUACUUCCACUGGUUCGACAGGUGUCCAAUAACAUCCUCAGCACCACAGAUGCGGGCGUGGUUAGCGACAGGGAGUUUUCUCACAUGGUGACGUUGUUCGGUCAGUGGAACGACCACGACCUCACCUUCACGCCCUUCUCGCCCAGCAUCCGCUCUUUCAGCAAUGGGGUCAACUGCGAUGAGAGCUGCGAACGCACUGAGCCAUGUAUCCCCAUCGCGAUUCCUCCAGGUGACCCACGCUUGCCCACAGGGCCAGACAGCUGUAUACCCUCGUUUAGAUCCGCCCCUGCUUGUGGGACAGGGUUCUCAGCCUACAAUUUCGGAGGGGAGCCCAAUAAGCGCGAGCAGAUCAAUGCUCUGACGGCCUUUCUGGAUCUGGGCCAGGUGUACGGCUCAGAGGAGAAGCUCGCCCUCAGCCUCCGCGACCUCAACAGCGAAGGUCUUCUGCGAGUCAAUUCCGAGUUCCGAGACAACGGCCGGGAGCUCCUGCCCUUUCACCCUCUGCAGGUCAAGAUGUGCGCUACCCGCAGGCGGGUCACCAAUGACACCAACGCCCGAGAAGUUCCUUGUUUCAUUGCAGGUGACGUCCGCGUGGAUGAGAACGUCGCUCUGACUUCAAUUCACACUUUGUUCAUGCGUGAACACAACCGUCUGGCCCGUCAGCUGAAGCGACUGAACCCCCAGUGGGACAGCGAAACUCUCUACCAGGAGGCCCGCAAGAUCAUGGGUGCUUACACACAGGUAUUUGUGUUCCGUGACUACCUGCCGCACAUUGUGGGCGAUGAUGCCAUGCGCAGACAGCUGGGUCCUUACCCCGGUUACGACCCCAAUGUGGACCCCAGAAUCGCCAACGUCUUUGCCACGGCCGCCUACCGCUUUGCUCACUUGGCCAUCCAGCCCGUCUUAGCCCGCUUGGGUCCAGACUACAGAGAGGACCGUCAGUUCCCCAGUGUGCCCUUGUUCAAGGCCUUCUUCACCCCCUGGAGAAUUAUAUUUGAGGGUGGCAUUGACUCGCUGCUGCGUGGUUUGGUGGGUCGCCCUGCGAAACUGAACACUCAGGACCACAUGAUGGUGGACGCUUUGAGGGAGAGGCUCUUCCAGUUUGUGCAGCAUCUGGCUUUAGACCUGGGUUCCCUCAACAUGCAGAGGGGGCGGGACCACGGCUUACCCGGAUACAACGCGUGGCGCAGGUUCUGUGGCUUGUCCCAGCCCAGGAACCAAGCCCAGCUGGCCCAGGUCCUGAACAACAGUAAUCUGGCUCGUAGGCUGCUGGAACUCUACGGGACACCUGACAACAUUGACGUCUGGUUGGGUGGCGUAGCCGAGCCCUUCGUCCGCGGUGGCCGCGUGGGUCCUCUGUUUGCCUGCCUCAUUGCAACCCAGUUCCAGAGGAUUCGCCAGGGUGACAGAUUGUGGUACGAGAACCCGGGCGUCUUCACUGCGAGGCAGCGAGCCGCCCUCUCCACCGCCACGCUGUCCAGGAUCAUCUGUGACAACACGGGAAUCUCAUCCAUCCCCAGAGACGCCUUCAGUGUUCUAUCCAGGCAGAACCUCCUGGUCCGCUGCUCCAACCUGCGGCGUUUCAAUCUAGCAGCAUGGAGAGAGCGGAGCUGCACAGACUUCUUAGAAACUGGUAGCUGUCCUGAAGACAAAGUUGAAGAGGACCAGGAUUUGCUCAAUGAUGAAUUGGAUAAUGAGAUCCCAGACAGCCACUUGGCCUGAGAGACCUCACUCCAACAUCAACAAUCUGCCAUUGUCUAUUGUCCUUCCUUCCAUCCUUCUUUCUCUGCGCUAAAUCUGUAGCUUCCGUCGUGGAGUUUAAUGCUCAGUUUUGUGUGAAACACGUUAUCUUCGCCAACUGACACCGUGUCCAUCAAAUGUGCACGCCAGCGGCAGACACGCAGCAACAUUUGUAAACCGUGUCGUCUUUUUUGUUACAGCUGCCUGUCUAUUUGUAGUUUACCAGUAUUAUGCUGAUUAUUUAUGUAGUGAUGAUGUGUGUUGUUGUUGUUGUUGUUGUUAUUGUCGGCUUGUUUUAUUGCAUCUUUUUCAUAUGCGCUCAAUAAAACUGUGGCUACCGUAAAUGUUUUCUCCUGGUCUUAUUUGGAAACAGUGAUUUGAU
This is a messenger RNA of Doryrhamphus excisus (bluestripe pipefish), 3050 nucleotides long. The record is from RefSeq and is a predicted model, not a curated record. Lineage: Eukaryota; Metazoa; Chordata; Actinopteri; Syngnathiformes; Syngnathidae.